GGACCCCCAGUGUGGCGCGUGCAUGCCGGGCUUCGAGAUCCUGCUGCAGAAGCAGCUGAAGGGCAAGCAGAUGCAGAAGGAGAUGUCCGAGUUCGUCCACGAAAGGAUAAAGAUCGAAGAGGAGUAUGCCAAGAACCUCUCCAAACUCUCCCUGAGUCCUCUGGCUGCCCAGGAGGAAGGAACCGUGGGUGAAGCCUGGAUCCAGCUGAAGAAGAGUCUCCACGACGAAGCCGAGGUGCACCUGAAGUUCUCCAACAAGCUCCACAGCGAGGUGGAGAAGCCCAUGCUGACCUUCAGGAGCGACCACUUCAAGAAGGACCUGAAGAAGUACGACCACCACAGUUACAUCGCUGGCUGUAAACAAACCAAACACUGUCCGUGA
This is a messenger RNA of Gadus morhua (Atlantic cod), 382 nucleotides long. RefSeq names its product growth arrest-specific protein 7-like. Lineage: Eukaryota; Metazoa; Chordata; Actinopteri; Gadiformes; Gadidae. Gene Ontology annotation, cellular component: clathrin-coated vesicle; clathrin-coated pit; cytoplasm. The record is from RefSeq and is a predicted model, not a curated record. The transcript has 5 exons. Gene Ontology annotation, biological process: neuron projection morphogenesis; clathrin coat assembly; clathrin-dependent endocytosis. The coding region runs from base 23 to 382 and encodes 119 amino acids.